CCCAGGCCGCUGAGCCUUUUAUGCGCCGCCGGAACCGUGACGCGCAGGGCGGGGGGUGGGCGGACGAGCCGAGCGGUCGGGUCCACUGCAACCGCAGGGGAGGGGGAGCGGAGCCGGCCGGGUCCACGCGCCUGCGGGCGGCGGGGGGAGCGCGCAGCCGCGGGCCCCCACCACUGCGCCCGCCCCCGGGGAUCGGGCGGGCACCGCGGACCCCGCGCGGGGCUCCUCCUCGGAGCGCGCCGGGGUCGGUUGGAGUCCGGCAUGGCCCCCAGCCGAGCGGCGCUACUGCUGCCGCCUCUGAUGCUCCUGCUGCUGGCAACCCCUGCCCAGGUCUCCCCCGACUACCAUUACUUUGGCGAGCAGGGCGAAGGCGACACCUGGGAGCAGCUGCGGCUGCAGCAUCAGGAGAAAGAGGAGGGCAUGGGAGUAGAUCCCCUCUACCUGGCUCUCCAUCCCUAGAGGUGGAGAACUCGCUCUUUGGCCCGUGGGGAAAGUGGCGCUGUUUGUGUGACGUGGGCAAGCAGGAGCGCAGCCGCGAGGUGGUGGGCGCAGCCCUGGGCCCGGUGUUCAUGGACCGCGAGAACCUGGUGCAGGUGCGGCCCUGCAGGCAACGGGAUUGUUCAUCCUGCAAGCCGAUGGACUGCGACUGGAGGCCCUGAGCCUGGGUGAGAGACGGGCGCAGAGGAGGCGGGGCCGGGG
Ceratotherium simum simum (southern white rhinoceros) is the source of this 699-nucleotide messenger RNA. The record is from RefSeq and is a predicted model, not a curated record. Lineage: Eukaryota; Metazoa; Chordata; Mammalia; Perissodactyla; Rhinocerotidae.